Molecule: messenger RNA, 1174 nt
Organism: Drosophila santomea
Lineage: Eukaryota; Metazoa; Arthropoda; Insecta; Diptera; Drosophilidae
Exons: 1
Coding region: 66-1073 (335 amino acids)
Source: RefSeq, a predicted model, not a curated record
UGUGGUCACACUAGUUUCGACUCGCGGCAAAAUAAACUAAACAAAAUGUAGUCUUCUUAAAAAAUAUGGGCUCCAAACGUAAACUUACAUUCCUUUUGGAGGACGACGAUCAGCAGGAGAACAGCCCAGAUGGCGCUGGUCCAAGGAUCAAGCAGCACUUUACGCCAAACGACAUUAACACCCCAAGUGCCAAGGAAAAAAGAAUUUUGGCGGUGUCCACAUCGAGUCAUCAGAAGAACACUCCCUCCAGGUUCCAGGCAAUGUGGCAGACGCUUAACAAGUCCGGCAUGAGCAGCAGUCAACCGGACUCUCCCGGAAACACAAGUUUCUCAUCAUGUUCCCAGCUACUGAACACCAGUUGGCCGGGAAUGGGCCGAAGAGCAAAGCCAUUGCCCCUCGCGGUCCAAAAUUCAUCAAGAACUCCUCCAUCAGUUUCAUAUAAAAGACGUGAGGCAAACUCUUUAUUCCAGUCUACUUGGAAAUCAUUAAUGACCCAAAGCGCUUCUUGCAACGUUUCGUCAGAGGAUUGCUUCAUUGACUCUGAUCCAUCUACUCCUCAACGACUGGCAACGUCCCCAUUUCAAACUUCUUGGAAAUCGUUAAGCCAAAGCUCACUGAACAAAUCUAACUGCCCUGGCUUGACUGAAGAUAGUAACAUUGAAUCUUCUCCAGCUAUUCAACUUGUGUAUAAUGAAAGUCCACGGCAGUACUUGCCAAAAAGCAAGAAUAAAUAUAAUUCUAAAUCAAACCUGCGCUUUGUUAGAGGAGGCUAUGCCGAGGAAUUCCAGAAAGUCUUAAAAAAAGUGCGAAUGGAUCAGCGUCAAUGGAAAAACCAUGCAGCCACCCACACAGUUCAAGUUUUGUCUAUUAGAAACGAAUAUGGUGUUACCAUGGCCCUAGUGGCUCCUGAAAAUGGGUCGAGCUUCAGCAUUGUUCCUCCAAAAGGAGAAAGAACACUACUUACAGUUGGCUCCAAACUACAAUUUUAUCUGGAUCCAAAGAUAAAGCCGCUGGAGUUAAAUAACCAACUAUUGGUCUAUUGUCGCCCAUACAAUAUUGUAUUAAAAGGAUAAAAUACAUGAGCGAAUAUUCUAUAUUUGCAGUAUACGAGUAUAAUAGUAUAUUUAAGGACGGCAUUGUAUAAGUCAUUAAAGCCAUAUAAGUAUGUACCAUA